GCUGAUAUAUGUGCAGAACUGUAUGAGACCAUCAGAAGUUAUAGGGAUGAAGAGGGCAGGAUUCUUUGUGAAUCUUUUAUUCGUGCCCCAAAAAGAAGGUUUGUUGAUUGCAUCUUUUUAUCAGCUCCAUAAUAAUUAUUUUACUUUAAGGUAGUGCAGAUGAGUAUUAAACAAAAAACAGAAAAUUUCCUUGUAUUUUUCAUAAUCACAGAUUGCAGAUUCAGGAAGGUUUUGCAAAAGGUUAAACUAGAAUGUUUUUGUUAGUUUGUAACAUAACUAUUUUGUCUGCAAGUAAAUUUUAGAUCGUCAGUUUAUAAUAUUAAAUGUUACUGAGGCCUUCCUGAUACAUGUUUAUUUCUCUGACUAUGGGUUUAGUUGUGCAUUUUCAACAUUGCUGUCUGAAAUUUCCAUCAAACAAGUAAUUAUUUUUACAGAUGGUGCUUUUUUGUGUAAGUUCCUUUUUUAUGGAUCCAUGCUUGCUUAAAGAUAUGUACUUUUCAUUUUUUUAUUGUGUAGGAACAGUCCAGAGUACUAUGAUGUCAUUUCUACUCCAAUAGAUUUGUUGAAGAUUCAGGUAAAUUGAAUGUUAAGACACUUGAUUUUUCUUAUAAGGUGCCAGGACAGUAUGCUGUGAUUGACAGAAAAUCUAUUUUCCAGAAGUUUUGAUUUGGAAGGUCAUGUUGACCUUUUUAAUAAUAUUAAUCUAUGUUGAUAUUGCUUUUAAUCAGCAACGGCUGAAAACAGAUGAAUAUGAGGACAUUGAGACAUUCAGCACUGACGUGUAUUUGCUGUUUGACAAUGCUAUCAAGUUCUAUCAACCUGAUGUACAAGAACACAAAGAUGCUAUUAAACUAAAAGAGGUGUAUGAAGCUGCAAAAGCCAGGCUCUGUUCCCAGUUAGAUGAACAAAGUAUGUAGCUCGCAUUGAUCUGUUAAUGCAUAUAUGUACAGUUUUGUAUAAUAAGCUGAUUUAGCAACUGACUGGGAACGUCAUUUGACAACGGGAAAGUGCGUGGAAAAGACUAAACUCAACUUCUGUUGCCCAAUUUGCUGCUCUACUAUUGGCCAAGCGAGUUGUUUGAUUUGCGUGCGCCGUCAUCAACUGAUGUUCCUUCUGUUGCUAAAUCAGCCUAAUGAGGCUAGAGAAAAAAUAAUUGAGUUUGAAGGUAUUUUCAUAUGGUGAUUGAAAAUUUUUUUGCAAGGAUGUAGCUAACGAAAAGCCAAAUAUGCUUGGUUAUUACUCUAUCUGGCUUUUUACAUUCAUCUUUAAAAAUUACUGUAUUUCUUCACCUAUAAGCCAAGUGGUUUUUUCAGUUUUUGACGCAAUAACAGGGCUCGACUUUCGGAAAAAAAUCUUGGGGCCAGCUGGCCUCUUAAGUUUUCAUUUUUGGUCGCCAGGACAAGUAUUCUAGUCGCCAAAAAUUAUCUUCAAGAAAAAAUAGCAUACGAAAUACUUAAGGUCUUUUUAACCUCAACAAAAUCGUCAAUAAGUUACCUUCCACAAAACAGGCUACAUAACCCCUACAAUGGCACUUGUUAUAAAAUUCAUUUUUACGUAUUUAUGUAUUCCGUUACCGUUAAACUAACGGAUAGUUAACGGCUUUUCUAACGCUCUAACGGCUUGUUCCAACGCUCUAACGAUUUGUUCUAACGGAUUUCUAGAUUGCGGACUCGAUUGCAGAUUAGUCUGAUAAAAACUUAAGAGAACAAACGUCUAUCUCGGGCUUCUUGUAAACUACUUUUUUAUGCAAAUUUAUGUUGACAUUUGAGCCCUUCGGGACAAAGCGUUGCGUGACGACCCAAGUGAGAGCUUUGCUGCAUUUUAUUGACUUCUAAUAAAGUAUCGUUGAAGUCAGACUUUUUGAACAGACUUCUCGCCAAAUCAACUUUUGCCCGAAAAUAUUGAAGAUCUGUUUCUUCUUUGUGGAGGAGACUUUCGAUCACGUGCUAGGCAACAAGAUAGAUCAUGUUUCACUGAUGUUCAUUUCUGAACGUCAAUGCAAAUAUGGAACGCAAAGCGAAUGUUUGAAGAUUUGUUCUUUCAUAGCCCAAAUGAGUUUUUUUCUAAUACAAAAAAUUUGUUUAACUGCAAGUGUAUUUCAUUUCCUGAAGCUUGAAUAACUGUUUGAGGAAAUUUACGCUUCAGUAUUUACCUUAAGAGAUUUUGGACGCCUCCCGCAGGUAUGUGAGUUCUUCGACCGAUGCUGUACGAUGCGAACGGACAUUAAAACGGGCAAAAAUCGUGCGAAAGGAAGCCUUGAAACAUCGGUUACAAGCUCUUACAGAAUAAUUUUUCUAAAGCGAUGGUGUUACAGACUUACUAAAAGACAGUCUCCGUUGCCCGUUGGAACUUCUUCAACAGUGUAUUUCAGUAGAAGAUCGACGGAUACAACUAAUGAUCUAACGGAUACGGAUGAGUUGCUAGCCUAAAGACUGAAUUGCCAAACGCCUUUCAUUGAUCUGUCUAACGGAUGACUAAUUGCCUGCGUGCAGACGUCUCCUAUUUCCUUUGUUGCACGUGGAAAAGGGACGACGUCCCUUUUCCGCGUGCAACAAAGGAAAUAGGAGACGUCUGCACGCAGGCAAAUGACUAACGGAUAGCUAACGGUCUAACCGUUUAACGGAAUAUCGUUAGUGUACAUUUUCCCAAAGAAGGUCACAAAUAUCAUGGGGGCCAGCCUGGCGACCAGGCGUGAAAAGUUCGUCGCCACUAAAUAAAAUCAAGUCGCAUUGGCGACCCCAGGGGUCGCAACGUCGAGCCCUGAAUAAAUACAGUUGCUGGUUGCAUGGUAGUAUUAAUACACUUCAUUGGAUCAAUUGAUAUUCACAUCUCUUCAUGGGUUUGCUUUUUUUCUUUUGUGUGUUUUUUUUUAAAAAUUUAUUAGGUUUUGUGUUUAGUGAGGUUAGGUUCAGCUUAUAUCCGACGGGUUUACCUUUUUUUGGUAGCAUGAGUCCAUUGGAAGGUGUCUCAGCUGAUAGCUGAGGGUACAUACCCCAAAUGAUGUCUUUGUUUUCCAGUGCAAUUUGCACUUGGUCUUGCAGUAAGGUCAAAAUCUUCCGCUGUAGGGUCAGAGGUAAUUAACCUUUGACAAAUGGGAUGGUUAAAACUUACAGCUUUUUUCUUUUUUGUUUUGCUCCAGGAGGAGGCAGGGGAAUGUCAUAUGAGGAAAGCAUGGUACAGUUGAUGCUGUUUAUUUUAAGUCAAAACAAGAGCACUCUUAAAAAAGUGUUAAGUCAAGCUUGUUGCUUGGAGAUUAGAUAAGAAAUAAGGAGGCGUUUAAUUUUACACAAAGCAGGAUUUUUUCACUAAAAGUUUUUCACAUCCUACUUUAUCGACGGUUGAGUAUUCUUCAGGAUAUUUACUUUUACAUGGUAUUCCAUGAUUUGUUUCUGAAUUGAUAUAGUAUGGCUGUAUAAUUUCACGAAAUUCAAGGGCCUCGAUUCAAGAGAAAUUGCAUCAUUCUUAAGGAGCAAAAACGUGAUGAACAUGAUGGGUCAUUUCAAUCUUCACCGGGAAAAAACUGCAUGUUCAUCACAAGACUCAUUUGCCUACAAUGAACAAAGUUUACAACACCCGACCAGUUAGCCUCACCAUCUUAGUUUUGCUGAACUUUUGCUCAUAAAGAUUUUUUUUCUCCACCACUGAAGUACUCAAUUGUUCUAAAGUAGUCAACACUUUCAAGCGAUAGAAUUCGUGGACCGACCCAUUCCAGAAAAGCUCGACAUCUUUCGAAUAAUAUUUUGUAGUUCACGUCGCAAUAUUUAUGUCCAGUUUCCACAGUCUCCGCUAGGAACGCCUGGAACCAUGUCUUUUCUUUUGACGCCCACACGCAAAAAAAGAGAAAUGUUUACAUUUCAGAGUCUUGCUGCUAAAGCAAGCUAGACUAGGGAGUUUUAUGGAAAUGGUCUCUCUUCAUUAGUGAACAAUAAGAAAUUAAAAAGCAACUGAAAUUGAAAGUUGAAGACAUAGUCAGAAAGUACUGGUAACAUAUUAAAUAUUAUUGAGCUUAGAAAUAGUACAUUACCUGAUGAGGCAGGGGCAUAGCUACCUGUAUGCAUGAUAUACACGUGCAUGCCUGAAAAAGUCAAGGGUAAAAAAAAUUAAAUGAAAUAAAAUAAAAUAAAAGAGAGAAUAAUUUAAAAAAGAAAGUGUAAAAAUUAAAACAACAUCAACAACAAUGUAAAUUGCCUCAAUUCCGUUUAACUCUAUUUGAUUCUUUGGAGUAUUUUUCCUUAAACAACGGACUGUUUGUUUUUUUGACACCCGAAAGUUGGUUUUCAAAACAAAAGACUCUUUUCCACAACAUCAGAAAGUCGGUUUUCAUUUGAACCUUGAAUGAUAUACUUAAAGAUGCAUGCAGACAGCAAGCGGGAUGGUAUAAAACAAGUUAUUUCACCCAGGCCUGUCUUUGCAGGAGACAAAGGAGAGCAUGAUUAUGUCCAUGUGAGUGCUUCUGCCAGUCAAAUUUGGAGUUGGAGGGGGAGGGAGAUUUGGAAAAUUGUGCAUACCUCUGAAAAAAUCCCGGCUAUGCCCCUGUAAGGCCACAUGUAGUAAUACUAACAUACAUUUCAUUGUGUUAAUAUUUUCAUUGUUAGCUUGAGUGGGUACAAAUAAAGUUUCAAAUGCUGCCUGUUUUAGGAGCUGCUCUGCUCAUUUUUUCCUUAGUACACGUACUUGGGGUACUAUUUUUUUUAACCAAAUCGUGUAUUAUAACAUUUCAUAGGGGUGUUCGUACGAACGUACUAUUUGCCGUGGGAACGUACUAGAGUAGCAGUCACACAUUUCAUAGGUCAUUGCUGUACGAACGUACUUAAUUGGCCAUAGAAAUGUACUAGACUAACAGUCGUGUGUCAUAACAAAGUAGUGGGAAAGUAACCUCUGGAACUAAGUACGUUUUGGUGAGGCGUACGAAAAGAAAAAGGACAAACAUGCAUUCCUGUUCUGUGCAUUAAAGAUUGUUGUUGCUGGAAAGUUGUUGUUGUUGUUGUGCUUACUUAUCAGUGCUUAAGAUGUGCCAGAGUUUUCUAAGCUCAAAAGUUUUGACAGACGUUGAGAGUUGGGAAAUUGUCCUCUUGUUUGAACCAAAUGCCAGUUGCUUAGAUGGUGUAUCUAGUAAUUCACUUCUUUAAACCUUUAGAUGAAAAUGCAUGGCACCUUUGGUGCCAUUGUCCAGAGUAGACUCUAAACAGUGUCAAAAAUUUAUAAUUGCAGGAAGAUGAUGAUGAUGAUGAGGAGAAUGAGGAUGAAGGUGAUGAUGCUGAUAGUGUGAGAGGUGAUAAGACUGUUAAAGGAACAAGUCUUGGGAAAAGUACAAGUGCAGAGAGAAAGCAAGCUUCUUUUUCUGUAGCGGCAGCGGGUGAGUGGUGAUUACUGUGUCUAUAUCAUUCACAGUAAUCCUUAAAGUGGAAAGCAUGUGGGCCUAAUAGAUAGUGUGCUGGACUCCAGAUUACCGGUAAGAGAGUAGGGUCACUGUAAAUUCUGCUUGGGCAAGACACUUUACUGUUACAGUGCCUCAGUCCACCCACACCUUGAUUUUGUUAAAAACGUUGGAUAGCACUAUCCACCGGAUAAAUCAAGGGAAACAUAAUUCAAUUCAUAAGGGAAAGCAAGGUCAUUGCAUUAUCGACGGGUAAGAGAUUUAUCUGAUGAAUAGUGUUAUCCAUUUCAAAAGCAGGUGAACGUAGUCCUGGAUAGGACUGAAGUUGUUAGUCAUCUUGAGAGUCAGGACUCUGAAGAUGACUACCGCACAGGUUGUCGAAACGUCAGUCACUGUCAACAACAACAGUCCUAUUCAGGACUAUGUUCACCCAGACAAUCAAACUCAACCUACUUUUGAAAUGACUCCUGGGUUCAAACCUUUCACAGUGUUAUCCAUCUUUUGAACAACUGGGGCCAGGUGUAUGAAUAGAUAUGGGCAGAAUUAGCCCUAGCGGGUAACCUUUUUGAUGGACUGGCAUUCCUUCCAGAGGGGAGUAGAAUCAUUCCUAGUCACUUUGUGUUACACAUGCACUUGAGCUUUUUAUGAGAGACCAGUAGCUAUUGUCUGUCAUAAGUAAUCUAUGUAUUGGUAUCUGUAACAAGGUCAUUAGUUUCAACCACAACCAUUUUUCUUGUCCUUUAUUUUCUGUUUAGAUGAUGAUGAUGAUAAUGAGUCUACCUCCACUCGAGAUGAUGAAGAGGGUGAUUCUGUUUCUAAUGUUCUGCUUUAUUGUGGUGAGCUUAUUAGUGCAGUGCUGGAGAUGAAGGACAGCCAUGGACGAGUUAUCUGCCAACUUUUUAAAAAGAUACCACCGCAAAGUGUAAGUUCUAAAAAAUGUUGUGCCUUGAACAGAAUAGACAUCUGAGUAAGUGGUCCCUAUAAAAGUAUUUGAAUUACGGGAACACAUGUAAGAUUUUUUUAAAGAUUUUUGCAUUGUAGAUUUUUCCGAAACCUCAACUUGUUUCUUCUUUGUUGGGAUUACAGUAAGGUUAAAAUGACUCCAUAAGUAAUGUUUUGACUUGCUUGGCUGACCUUCUCCAGGAAAGUUUGUUUUUCCUGAAGAAGGGCGGGGCACUAAAAAGUGGUGUCCCAUAACCCAGAGCUCCAAUGGUAGUAGGGUAACCCGUUGGGCUACAUGUAGCAUGUUUCAAUUACGAAUUGUCUGAUGGGAAAGCAACAUUUCCCAAAAUAAAAUAAAAAUGUUAAGGGAUUUGGCAGGCCUGCACAACUGCUCAGGGCUAGUAAAACUUCAGCAACAGUAAUAAUUUUUUAAUUUCUUUUCUCCUUGAAGAGAAUCAAAGUAGUCAAUGUGUUGAUUUGGAGUUGUUUUUACCUCAGUGUAAUCCCAAAAAAGAAAAAAAAUCUUUAAUUUUGGAAAUGAGAGUUGGAACUUUCCAAGAUACAGUUGACAGUUGUCUGUCACAUGCUUGAAAAAGGCUCCGCUGACAUAGUUUGGUAAAGCACAACUACAUGAUAUGUAUGUAGUGAUACUUUGGUAUGGAUGUAAAGAUAUACAUACACUUCACACUUUGUUUUGCGUUGACAUUUUUCUGGAUGAUAAGAAACUGAAGAGCUGGAUGGGAGUAACUGUGUUUUUUUCUAUUAACAGCUUUAUCCAGAAUAUUAUGAAAUCAUCAAAGAACCUAUUGACUUGAAAACAGUGUGCACAAAACUAAGGGUAAGUUAAUGAAAUUACUUAUGAAGAAGUUAAUUGAUGUCUUAAGGAAAUUUAAGUGUCAUUUUGGUAUCAUUUUAAGCAUGUUGUUUCUCUUUCUUGCUAGGCCAUGCAACUAUGUACACCAUGUGGCUACUAAUAAAAAAGAUUUUUGUCUGGUGGUUGUAUAAAUAGUUUGUACAUACAAUAAUAAUUAUUAUUAUUGUAUGUAUAGUAUUGCACUGAAAUUUCAGGUGUGGGAAAAUCGCCCUUGUGUGUGAUAAUAGAAUAUCAGAUUUUUUCAAUCACUCCUGAACUUCAACUACAGUACUUUGUCAUGUAAUACAGAGUAGACGUGUGCAUGGAUUCUUUCUAACAUUUUAAAUAUUCGAAGACAUGGGAAAGGUUCAUAGUAGAUGUUCAAUCAAACUUAAAAUGUUUAUUUGUGUUGGAUGUGCUUCUAAACAACAUUAUUGUCAACCAGUGAUGAUACAAAUCAUGGAAUAUUGAGUAGAAUGUGUUUUGUUUUCAGAAUAACCAAUACACUUCUCUAGAGGAAGCUGAGAGAGACUUGCUGUUAAUGGUAAAAAAUGCCCAUGCCUUCAAUGAACCAGGCUCUCAAGUCUACAAGGUUUGUUAUUAUAGAUAAAUUUGUUAUUCAGAAUUCCACUUUCUGACAAGAUAAGAAAAUAAUAGUAUUACUGUUUUAUGCAGAGUGAAAGAGAUAUACAGAUUGCUGUACAUGUACAUCUUAUACAAGCUGUGUACUUGCAUUAAUGGUACACAUAAUGUCUGUAACAGGUUCCUUAUAUGCUUGUACAUCUAUGUUUAGUUCACUACCGUACAUUUUUGGCCAUAAUAAAUUAUAUUUUUUCACCCAGUAAAGCAAAUUGCUAUCCUCAUCACUUUGAAAUGAAAGCUGGUAGAAUGACAGUGAAAAAGUCUCUAGAGAUGAAACUCUUUCUCACCAACUGUUUUUUUUCAGGAUGCAACUGCUAUAAAGAAGACUAUUCAUACAAAGAAAGCUGAGAUAGAUCAUGUACUAAUGGGUGCCAAGUCAAGCAAAAGAUUGAAGUAAGUUUGUAUUUACAUUUGAUUUAACUCUAAGGCUGCAGAAUUGUUGUCGCCUGUAUGUGGUAUCCACUUUUCUGCCAUUACCUAUCCACCCUUGCUUUUUUCUUACUCUUAUAAGAGUGCCGAGUGUCAGGUCGGGCACCAUGCAGCUUGUUGCAGGUCUUAUGAAUCCCCCUUCCUCAUCCAUUGGUGACUUGACUUCUAGGGUAACUGAUCUAAUUAUUUCAUUUGUAGAGCACGUCGUAGUUCUGGUAAAAUGAGCACAGCUGUAACAGCACUGUUAAAUGAAAUAGAAGAAUAUGGAGAAGAGGGUCUUGACAUGCCACAAGAAGAAGCUGAGUUUUACCCAGAUGACAGUGUACAUGGUCAGUUCAUUUAUCCUACACUCCUCUCUGCAGUACCACUGAUUCUUAGGCAGAAGCAUGGGGUUAUAGAGAGGAUCUAUUGUCUUGAUUAUUUUCAAUUUUUCCUUUAAAUUUUUUUAUAUUAAUGUCUUACUUUGUGUUACUUUUAGGAGAUGAAGAAAGUGUUGGAGGUGCAGAUUCAGACAAUCCUCUGAUGAUGUUAUUCAAUGAAGUACACCACUUCACUGAUCCAACUGGGCGGGCUUUGUCAGAACCUUUUCUCAGAUUGCCAUCUAGGAGGUUUGGUUUCUUUUUUUUUUUCGUUACAAUAUACAGAAUUUUUUAAAUCUGAUUACACAUAUUUUUGUAAGUAUUUCACCUUUAUGCAAAACCAAUGCAAAGUAAGAUUAAAAUCAAACCAGUGAACUACAAUGUAGCUAUUGUCACACACAUCUGAUCUAAUAUGGUUAUCAGAGUCCCCUAAUUGUUGAAUUUUGCAGGUGAUGUUAUCUCUUUCACUUGCUAACUAUUAAACUUUAUUCCCUGAUCUAUCUUAUUUUUAUGUUCAACUCAGAGCAUACCCUGAUUAUUAUGAAGUCAUCAAGCAGCCUAUUGCCUUAUCCAAAAUCAGGUCUCAGAUAAAGGUAAGAAAAAUCAAACCAUAGCUGCCAGUUACAGUUUGUAGGACAGCCCUGAAACCAAAGAAGGUUAUUUACUGUUUACAUAUACCAUGCGUUUAUCUUUAGACUGGCCAGUAUGAAAGCCUUGAAGAAUUGGAGAAAGAUAUGGAUUUGUGCUUUCAAAAUGCCCAAACGUACAAUGAACCCAACUCAAUGCUUUACAAGGUAUAAUAUUAACUGCGUAAAAUUUUGUCUUAUUAUAAAACUUGAAAUGUUUUUUUGUCUUCCAAAUAAUUAGUGCUACAAUAACUCUGAGGUAUACAUUCUUAGUACAUAUUUAGUAAUUCUGUGCAUUGUUUAAGUGUUCUCUCCCCACCCCUCCCCCUCCUCUCCACCAUAGUCUAUUCUCCCACCCAAUUUGUAACCUUGAUUUUGUUUUACAGGAUGCUCAUAGAAUGCAAGAACACAUGAAGAAAAAGAAAGUAGAAGUGGUGAAAUACAUGGAAGAGAAAGGAAUUUCAUUGGAGGAAUACAAGGUAGUGAUUUUAAAGCGUCUUUAUACCACUGUCUUGUAGUGAUGCCAACUGUCAAGUGAUAGUCUAGUGGUUUUGAAGACAAGAAAAUGCAGAUGAAGAGUUUAGAAAAUGAAAGAGAAUAAGGGUUUGUCAAUGUCACUGUCACACAGAUGAAGUGAAAGCCCUCAGAGGGUGGUUACUUGCAUGGUUCUCUUGAAAAAUAGUAUACUGUAAGCUAAAAAUAAUAUCACUGAAUUUUUCUGCUGUGGUUAUAACAAGUAAUUUUGUCUCAUAAGUGAUUACGUUUAACUGAUAAAGGAAAAAUGUCUGUACUGUUCCCUUUUUUCAUGUUUAUUUUAGAGAAAAAAGAAACCCAAAAAAAUGGAAACUGAACCAUCAGCUGCAAAAGAGGAAGCUAGUGCCAGUGUUGUUUACAGAAAACCAAAAACUGAAGUCAGAAAACCCAAGAAGAGCAAAAAGACAGAAGAAGUUGAUCCUAUUGUGCUGAGGAAGAGGAUGCGCCAGCUUUAUAAAGCUGUGGUAAACUAUCAGGUAAUAUGAAACACAUGUCAGCUUUAUAAUUUGGUUUCUCUGUCAGUAGCUCACUUAUCAUUAUUGCAUGGUUAAUUGCUUCUGAACAGGGCUGUCACUAAUAUUUCAAGUUGUCUGAUAUAAUUAUGCAUUUAGUAGGCAGGACAUUGAACAGCUAGAAAGUUCCUUAAUUGGUUCUACAUAGUUUUCAAUAUUUCCUUUUUUUCUCAGUGGUCUGAACAUAUCUAUCUUUGUAGUUUUGUGGCUUUGUGUGUUCGUAUCUGUGUUGUAGGGUGAUGGGCCAGUAAGCUUAAGGUUGGAGGUACUAUGAGUUGAUGCUAGGAACCAAUGAGAAUGUGGCAUCUAAACAUAAUAUUUCUAAAGGUCAAACAAAUGCACUUUGAGACUGCCUUUUUGGUUCUUCACAAUUUUUUUGUCUUUUAUUACAGCUAAAGGUGUUUACAGGCAUAACAUUUAAAUAUCUUUAUGAUUCAAACACUGAGUACAAUGAUACAGAUGUUUAAGAGUUUAUAUUUUAGUAUGGGUGCUGCUUCAAGACAUUUAUAACCUAGUUCGGCUUUCUCGAACGGUACAACGUAUGUACUUUGUUUCAGAUUGAAAAUCGCAAAUCAUGUAGUCUGAAGCCAGUGGCACAUGUGUAUCUGAUUUAGGAUGAAAAGGGUAGAUUCUUGGUCGGGUUACACUGAGGCUUUCAAAAUAGCUCAUGUGUACUGAACAUGCCUAGUAUGUUGCUCUUUAUGAAAGUAGCUGGGGGUCAUGUUUAUAGGAGCCAGGGGAGCCCCCAGCCCUUACUGACAUCCCUGAGGAACAAUGCAAAUGGCAAUUAAUAAAGAAACCCUUUAAAUCCUUGUAGGAUGAAAACGGAAGAUACCUUUCGGCAAUAUUUGUGGAACUUCCCUCAGCACAGGUUUGGUGCUUUUCAGUUGUGUUUUUAUACGUAGCCUAUCUGUAGCUGUUUGAAACUAACCGCUGAAAGUGAAACAUUGGUGGUGACUUAUUUAUACGACCAUGUUCUUUAACUAGGAUUACCCAGAUUACUAUCAAGUGAUAUCUGAACCUGUUUGCUUGAGCCAGAUUGAGAACAACAUCAGAGAUAACAAGGUAAUUGAUUGUUAUGCUGUGGGAUCUACAGUAGCUUGAGAAAACAGCCGACAUUUGGUGAUGCUACCACUGGUUUCCCUGCCAAAUGACUUCUGAGAAAUGAGCGCUGAAAUUCCAUACUGAUGACGCGUCACUACCCAGAUCUGGGUGGUGCUUCUGAUUGUUAGCGGGAUGGGAAAUUUGAUUCAACUAAUCAGAAGCACUACCCAGAACUGGGUAAUAAUGCGUCAUCAGUAUGGAAUUCCUGCACUCGUCUCUGAGACGUCAUUUGGCGGAGAAACCAGUGGUAGCAUUGCCAAAUGUCAGCUGUUUUCUCAGGCUAGAUCUACGUAUAUAUAAGUAUGAAUUCAUGCCUACUAUAGAUAUUUUUAAGGGAAUAAAGUGGACAAAUCUUUACAUGUAGAUGUGCUUCAUUUGUAGCUUUGAACAAUUUUUACAUUCAUGUGGACCUUGAUAAUGAAACAAAAAAAAUUCUUGUUUAGAAAAUUUUAAACACUCUGUUAGAUUUUAUGCAUUGUAAUUGUUUAAGUGCUAUUAGUAGUUUUGAAUCCUCUUUUAGCUUUUGUAUUUUUAAUUCUUUGUUAUUUAAUUAGUUUUUAUUACUUUUAAAUUUUUCACACGACCACAUCAGCAUUGCUGUAAUCUUAUUGUGUAUAAAUAAAUGCUUUACUUACUUACUUACGUACCUAUUACAUCCAGAUUUAUGAUAGUCAUCAUUAUGAUCCUUAAUAGUUUAGGGCUGGAUAACAUUCACUUGCCUCUUGUUUUGUGAACUUAUAACAACGACACAAUGGUUUUUUUAUUUUUUUUAUUUCUGUAUUCAUUGCCACAGUAUUCUGGUGAGGAGGAUCUGAUGCUAGAUUUUGAAGUUAUGUUUGACAAUGCCAGAUAUUAUAAUGAAGAGGCUUCUCAAGUCUUCCAGGUUCAGUCCUCAUCUUACUGAUUCUUUUACUUUAAAUUUUCAUUAUUGUUAUUGCUUGUGGAAAGUCCACUGCUAGGUAACUCUACCUAUUUUGAUAAAUGAGCUUUAAGUGCUAAUGUCAUCCUCCCAAAGUCUUGGUUUUCCUUUCACAAGAGAAAAACAUAACUAGGUAUUGAUCAUGCUGUUUACACAUUUUUGGACAUUAAUUUCAUGCUAUUCAAGACAUAUGUUGUUUUAAAUUCUGUAAAAUGUUAUAAAGUAAUAGUAAAAAAUUAUUAUGAAGAUGGUAAAUGAUGGUGCCAAAUAUCUGGAAACUUUGGUUGUGGAAUUGUUAUCCUAUUGCAGGUCUGAUCUUUUGUCUUGUGUUAUAUAGGAUGCCUGUACUCUGGAGAAAGUGUUGAGGAAGAAAAGAAAAUCACUUGGUCCAGUUUACCCAGGUUUUUAUACAUUAGAACAUUAUCUGAUUAUGUGUAUGUCUGUCAAUAUCAUAACAUUUCCCUUGUAAACUGGGUUAUUCUUGAUUAUUUGCUGACUGGGGAUCUGUCAUGUAAUUGACGUGGGUUUUCAACAGUUACUUCUGCAGAAGGAGGUACAUCAGCUGGUCAGGCAGUACCUGCCAAACAAGCAACGCCCACAAAGUCUGGCAGAAUAUCGUAAGUUGCACCUACCUUACAUUAGGUUUUGUUCAUUACUUGCAUGGGGGAAACUGGAGAUAAUUUCUGAAAAAUGCUAAAAGUAAUAUGGUUUGUUCCAUUCCAUUUGGGAAGGUUAUGUAAGCAGUUUGUUCUCCCCUUAGGUCAAGUUUAAAAAUUUGUCAGACACUAACUGACUGAUUGUUUGAUUAUUUGAUUGUUUGAUUUUUUUUCUUAUAGCACAUCAUUCAUUUUGAAAAGUUAUUGUCAGGUUAUAUAACUUAAUGAUUGUCUUGUCAAGUGCAAAUUUGAGGGUAGUGUUAGACUCAAGUGCAAAGGAAGUGAUGUUGUAAUUUGCGCCAGACAAUGGUCAGUGGGAACAGACUGCCUUCUGUUUAAUACCACUCCACUUGACUGAAGACUGUUACUACUUAUCUGAUCCUCUUGCGCAAACAUUUCUAAAUGCCUUUACUGUGUUUAUUACUGGUAAGAGUCACAUUGAAGAAGAAUCCAGCGCAGCAAAUUUUUGUUGUAUAAACAUAUCCACCCAAGCCCACUAUUGUAGGUCUACAUUGUUAUCAUGUUGGAAACUUUUUGUAGAUCUUCACCUGUGUCAGCUAAGAAGUACAGCCAUGUACCAUCAGCAACAAAUGAGUUAAAAGAGCUCUGUCGAGAACUGUUUAAUGCUGUUAAAGACUGCACUGUAAGUUAUUUUAGUUUGUUGGAAUCAUUGUUUUCCUUAUCAUCAAUGAUUGGGGUUAUCAAGCAAAUAUUUUUACCUCAGAAAAUUGCAUUAAAGCAUUCCCUUCAGAUGGUUACAUUAAUUAUUUUAGUGUGUUAGUAAAUGUUACAGGUACAUUGUACAGUGUCUAGAUCUCUUAACUUAAUAUGCUUGUUAUGAUAUGUUGCUGUUGUUUUUACUCUUAGGACAGCCAUGGAAGACAACUUUGUCUCAUUUUCCAGAAGCUGCCUUCAAGAGCGGUGAGUAAACUGGGAAAUGUAAUUUGUCAGGGAAUAAAUGAACAACUCACUUUUGUGCUGGAUCCCAGGGCUGUCAAAACGUUUUUAAGUGGCAAGCUGAUGAUGAAUAGUAGGCAGCUUUGGAACUCGCACCAAAGGCACAAGUUCUUGAGGGCCAAAGCAUCUACGGACAUUUUGGAAUUAAGAGUCUUGGAAAUGCCAUUUCCAGGGGUUUGAAGACAUAUUUCUCCACCACGGAUGAUAUGUUGCUUCGUCAGAAUACACGUAAGACUGGGAACAAUGCCAUCAAAAUGUCCCAGGCGUUUCACAACACCACAUGGUUCGAAAGUUUCACAGAUCAAACCCUGUUUAAUUAUGCACUCAAUUCAUUCAUCAUCAUUAUUCAAUGGUACUUUUUUUGUUAGCAGUGAUGGUAGAAGGAGAUGAAAGUAGCUGGCUAAGGAUAACUAACUAGCCAGCGGUUUUGGCUGGCUACCGGCCCUUAAUGACAGCCCUGGGAUCCUCAGAACUUGGGUGAUUAAACUUAAAGUAAUAUAGCUUCCUUAUCAGGCAAGGAGAUUUUCCUUUCAGUUAAUGACUACAAUUUUUGUGUUUUAUUUAUUUAUUUAUUUAUUUAUUUUUUUCAGGAAUACCCAGACUAUUACACACUGAUAAAGAAGCCUAUAGACAUGUCCAAGAUAAACACUAAACUGUAUGGAGAUCAGUACCAGACCUUGGAUGAUUUCAUGUCAGACUUUCAGCUCAUGUUUGAUAAUGCUUGUCGAUAUAAUGAGCCUGACUCACAGGUUUAUAAGGUACAGUGCUCAGUUCAUAUAAUAUUGUGACUAUCUUGUUUUCCAAAAUAAGACUGAAAACUUUUUACACAAUUUUUUUGGGAGCAAGGGUGGCACAGUGGUGACAGUCCUCCCACCUUUGGUUCGAAUCCAGGGGUCAACACCAAAUGUGCUCCCAGAGGUUUUUCUUGGGGUACUCCGAUUUUUCCACUCUCCUUAAACACCAACCCUUUAAAAAUAAUUCCAAUUCGAUCUAGAACACAGACAAAUUUCAACGAAAUCUCAAGGACUCCUAACUGCUCCAUUGGUAAACAAAUUGCAACAGGGGAACACAUAUCACUAAGAAUAUGUGUUUCCCAGGUAGGGAAACACAUAUCACUAAGGAUAUGUGUUUCCCUGCUGGGGGAACACAUAUCACUAGGGAUAUGUGUUUCCCUGGGUGGGGGAACACACAUCACUAGGGAUAUGUGUUUCCCACGUAGGGGAACCCAUAUCACUAGGGAUAUGUGUUUCCCAGGUGGGGGAACACAUAUCCCUAGGGAUAUUUGUUUCCCAGGUGGGGGAACCCAUAUCACUAGGGAUAUGUGUUUCCCACGUAGGGAAAAACAUAUCACUAGGGAUAAGUGUUUCCCAGGUGGGGAAACACAUAUCACUAGGGAUAUGUGUUUCCCUCGUGGGGGAACACAUAUCACCAGGGAUAUGUGUUUUCCAAGUGGGGGUUCACAUAUCACUAGGGAUAUGUGUUUCCCAGGUGGGGGAACACAUAUCACUAGGGAUAUGUGUUUCCCAGGUGGGGGAACACAUAUCACUAGGGAUAUGUGUUUCCCAGGUGGGGGAACACAUAUCACUAGGGAUAUGUGUUUCCCAGGUGGGGGAACACAUAUCACUAGGGAUAUGUGUUUCCCAGGUGGGGGAACACAUAUCACUAGGGAUAUGUGUUUCCCAGGUGGGGGAACACAUAUCACUAGGGAUAUGUGUUUCCCAGGUGGGGGAACACAUAUCACUAGGGAUAUGUGUUUCCCAGGUGGGGGAACACAUAUCACUAGGGAUAUGUGUUUCCCAGGUGGGGGAACACAUAUCACUAGGGAUAUGUGUUUCCCAGGUGGGGGAACACAUAUCACUAGGGAUAUGUGUUUCCCAGGUGGGGGAACACAUAUCACUAGGGAUAUGUGUUUCCCAGGUGGGGGAACACAUAUCACUAGGGAUAUGUGUUUCCCAGGUGGGGGAACACAUAUCACUAGGGAUAUGUGUUUCCCAGGUGGGGGAACACAUAUCACUAGGGAUAUGUGUUUCCCAGGUGGGGGAACACAUAUCACUAGGGAUAUGUGUUUCCCAGGUGGGGGAACACAUAUCACUAGGGAUAUGUGUUUCCCAGGUGGGGGAACACAUAUCACUAGGGAUAUGUGUUUCCCAGGUGGGGGAACACAUAUCACUAGGGAUAUGUGUUUCCCAGGUGGGGGAACACAUAUCACUAGGGAUAUGUGUUUCCCAGGUGGGGGAACACAUAUCACUAGGGAUAAGUGUUUCCCAGGUGGGGAAACACAUAUCACUAGGGAUAUGUGUUUCUCAGGUGGGGGAACACAUAUCACUAGGGAUAUGUGUUUCCCAGGUGGGGGAACACAUAUCACUAGGGAUAUGUGUUUCCCAGGUGGGGGAAUAGAAUAUCGUUCUGGAAUAUCGUUAAAGACAUUUUCCUGGCCUAUAUUGCCUAAAAAAAAAAAGUUGGUAAAAUGGCCAUUUUUGGACCAAAACCAUGGGUUAACCCCUUUGGAAAAAUGUCAAUUUUUCGACUUUUCGAAGAUCUUGUUUUUAUAGCUUAGAAAGGCGUUGUUUCGUUCUAGAAUAUCACAUAUCACUAGGGAUAUAUGUUUCCCAGGUGGGGGAACACAUAUCUCUAAGGAUGUGUUUCCCAGGUGGGGGAACACAUUUGACUAGGGAUAUGUGUUUCCCACGUAGGGGAACACAUAUUUCUAGGGAUAUGUGUUUCCCAGGUGGGGGAACACAUAUCACUAGGGAUAUGUGUUUCCCAGGUCGGGGAACACAUAUCACAAGGGAUAUGUGUUUUCCAGGUGGGGGAACACAUAUCACUAGGGAUAUGUGUUUCCCAGGUGGGGGAACCCAUGUCACUAGGGAUAAGUGUUUCCCACGUAGAGGAACACAUAUCACUAGGGAUAUGUUUUUCAAAGGUGUGGGAACAGAUAUCACUAGGGAUAUGUGUUUUCCAGGUGGGGGAACAGAUAUCACUAGGGAUAUGUGUUUUGCAGGUGGGGGAACACAUGUCACUAGGGAUAUGUAUUUCCAAGGUGGGGAAACACAUAUCACUAGGGAUAUGUUUUUCCCACGUGGGGGAACCGAUAUCACUAGGGAAAUGUGUUUCACAGGUGGGGGAACACAUUUCACUAGGGAUACGUGUUUCCCUGGUGGGGGAACCCAUAUCACUAGGGAUAUGUAUUUCCCACGUAGGGGAACACAUAUCACUAGGGAUAUGUGUUUUCCAGGUGGGUGAACACAUAUCACUAGGGAUAUGUGUUUCCCAGGUGGGGGAACCCAUAUCACUAGGGAUAUGUGUUUGCCACGUAGGGGAACACAUAUCACUAGGGAUAAGUGUGUCCCAGGUUGGGGAACACAUAUCACUAGGGAUAAGUGUUUCCCAGGUAGGGGAACACAUAUCACUAGGGAUAUGUGUGUCUUAGGUGGGGGAACACAUAUUUCUAUUGAUAUGUCUUUCGUAAGUGGGGAAACACAUAUCACUAGGGAUAAAACCAGACUCAUUUUCGGGACAAGGCAGCUCCUAAGCAGGGUAUCAGACAUGCGAGUACCUUUCCUUUACCGAGAACUCUUUCCGGUGUCCCCAGUGAAAGACUUAGUCAUUAUACUGGACUCAUACCUGAAUUUUAACUAUCAUAUAAACACCUUAACAUCGUUUUCUCCUGUCCAUGUUAUGUCAGAUUAGUAAGGUGAGACAGCUGUUCACUAAGCCCGUCUUGUCAACUAUUUUGUAUUCCCUUAUUUUUAUUAAACGUGUUUACUGUUUCACUAUCUGGGCGGGCUCCUCUAGGCAAAAUCUACAGAAGUUACAAUUAGGGCAAAACUUUGCCGCUCGCGUAUUAGCAGAUACUAAAACGUUUGAUCACAUCUCUCCCGUUCUUUGGGAAUUAGGGAGGCCCUUCAUCAAAGAUCAGCUAUUAGUCAGUGAUAGUACCCAACAACACCAGGAAAAGGGAUAAUCUAAAUCUCUCUCUGUGCAAAACAGUUUUUGCCCAACGGUCAUUUUACUAUCGCUCUCUACGUGCCUGGAACUCUCUGACCGCAAACACUAGAAAUAGCCCAUCACUAUGUACCUUUAGAGGAGCGUGAAACGUGAAUUACAGGGGCAGACCCCAUACGUUAAAUAGUUAAUAUUUGAUUUGUGUUAGAUGUCCAAAAAGAUAACGUAAUUUUACGUGCAUAGUUUAGGCUUUUACUUUUGUACCAAGACUGUAAUUUAAUCAAUUUAAGCUUUUUCUACUUAUCCCCCAUUUGUAAAUUGACUUCAGAACUGGUGUACUAAAAGUUGUUUUAAUUAAGCAGUAAUUUUAUGUUUUCUUUAUUUGAUGGGUAGUGUUAGGAUUGCUGUUUGAUUUUUUGCAGGAUUCUUUAAGUCUUGCAAGAGAACUUUUGAGGAAGAAAGCAGAGCUUGUUGGUAAGUUAUUUAACACAUAAAAUUAUAGUAGGUAAGUCCUCUGAGCAAGAAUAGGAAUGCUGAUUAUGAAAGAUCAUGGCAGAAUUAGUUAUCUCUAUGUAUAGUUAGACAAUGUAAGUAAAUUAAUAUUUGUGGGGAAGUGAUGUUGUAAUUUGCGCCAGACAGUGUAAGUGGGAACAGACUGCCUUCUGUUCAAUACCACUCCACUUGGCUGAAGACUAAUACUACUGUAUCUGAUCCUCAAAAUCGAUAACCAGAGUUAAUACCAUCAACUGAACUUUGACUCUGAAGGUGACUACCACACUGGUUGUCAUCAGUCACCGUCAACAACAGUUCUAUUCAGGAUUAUGAUCACCAGGACGAUCAUGCUUCACCUACAAUGAAUAUUACCAGUCCUUGAAAGGGAUCUCUCAAUGUGAACACUAGUAAUAUUUCUCACAAUUAUCCUUGCCAUAUUGUAACUUUUUGAUGAUUUUUUUAACUCGUUAUGCUUUCUGUAGAGUGACAAAUGUACUUUUUAUAUAAUUAACAGUCCAGUUAGCUGGAUUAAGGCAUGAUUUGUAGAUUUUCUCCUUUCUGAUCAGGUGAAGAGAGCAAAGUGCCCAACAUGCAGGAUGUAGUUCGCAAACUUCUCAAUGCACUCUACCAGUCUAUUAUGAAUCACGUGGUAAGAUGUACUUUUAAUUGAAGGCCUGUGACAUGAAACUACCUUCAAAAAAUUCACGCAAAAUACCACUGGAGUUUUCCAGGUACUUGUUGGACCUAUUUGUCAGAAAAGAAAAAUGCUCAGAUUAGAAUUGAAGGACACUUUUGAUUUCGAGAAUAAUGAAAGUGUAUUUAACAUCAAGUCACACUGAAUAAAGACCAACGCCCAAGGCAUUUGACCUCGUUGGGCCUGCAAAGAAUUCUGUAACUUGAACAACAACAACAAGAAAAACUAUUGUGUGUCUUGACCAAAAACGUUUUCUUCUCUUCAGCUAGAAGGUGACCAGAAAAUGGCUUGACUAACUUGAAACAGCACCACCGUUUUGAACAAAAUCUCCAGAGUUGAAUGAGUUAAUUGAUGAUAUCUAUCCAAUCUCAAAUCAACAACAUCAUCUAAAAAUAAUGUCUUCAUUUAUUACAUUGGAGUUUUUCUUUUUUUGAAUAAGGAUCCGUUGUUAAUGUCUGGUCUGUUGUGUUGCUUUAAGGAUGAGGAAGGGCGCUGUUUUAGUGAUUCAUUAACAGAAUUAUCUGUUCUUCAAGGAGGUGGUAGCAAGUAUGUACAUUGUCAUUCAGACAUUUAUUCAUGUUUUCAAAAACCUUACUCUGUAACUUAAAUAAGAUUGACGUAAUUACAUCAGUAUUUAUCAGUUUUUUAAUUGCACCGUGUUUAAUGUACAAUGUCAUUUAUCCUUUAACUCUAGACGCUUGUCCCUGAUCAGUAUUGGAGAAGCGCUCAGAAAGGUACGGGAAAGAAUCUACAUUAAAUUAUCCACAUUAUUGAACUUUUAUGGUUCAUUCACACAAAAUAAAGGAUUUAAAAUUCACUUGUGUCUUUCUUUUCCAGGGCCAAUACCGCAGGCUGGACAGAUUUCAAGAAGACGUUUUUGCGGUUUUGGAGAAAGCCAGGGAAAUAAGUCGGUCAGAUUCUGAGGUGAGCUGGCAAUAGUUAUUGACACCCGUGGUUAACAACAACAAGUGGUAACAAUACUAUUACUGAUAGAGAUUGAAAUUCUUAUUCACGUUAUUUGUGUUAGACAAUGAUACAGCAACCUUAAUCCCAGGUUUAGAGAACUCUGGGAACGAGUUUGAAGAUACAGCUGCGUUAAAACCAAUAUGUUGAAAAAAUUGUUGUCACUCUACCAGGUGAUGGCGUAAACAUAAUCAAGAUAUUGAGUGUGCGUGUAUUAAAGCUAUUAUGAUGUCAAGUGAAGUAAUUUUCAACAGUAGUAAUAUCAAUUUUGACUUUUCCUAGAUGUAUGAUGAUGCUGUUGAGUUACAGCGGUUGUUUUUGAGCCAAAGGGACAAACUUUGUAAAGAUGGUGAGAGGUUUGUGUCUCCAGCCCUUGUUAUCAUCAAAAGACACCUGUCUCAGGAGCUGGAUGAGGAAAGAAAAACCAAAGCUGAAGCAGAGGCCAAAGAAGAUGCCAAGCAACAGGCCACACAGCAGACACAGGUGAGUAAAGACAUGUUUGAUUUAUGGCCGUUCAGAAUAAGGUUUUCUCUGCUUAAAACAUUUGUCUUAGAAGGAGUGACAUUUGGUUGAUACCUGACGUGCAGGGCAGGCAUUUUUGGAGGGAGGGGGGAUGUGAGCACUAGUAUUCACUAGAGUGUCUUUCGCCUCUAUCACAUGUUCAGCUCUCCCCAAUCUUUCUCUGCCUUCAAAAUCAAAGAUGAUGACCAUACAGAGGAAAAGUAAAAAAAAAUACUUAAUUAAUAGGCCAUUUUACAGUUGUGUAUGGAAGCGAGGCUGAGGGUGACCUUGUUUUGAUACAAACCUUCCUGCUUUAUUAUGUAAAUCAAGUUAUUCUUAUGCUAACCAGUAUUUUUCGAGAACAAUUUCCAUAACAAAGCAAAGAAGGUUUGUAUCAAAACAAGGUCACCCUCAGCCUCGCUUCCAUCCAUAACUGUAAAAUGGCCUAUUGGCGCAUUUGAAUAUAUUUAUAUAGAUAUUUGCGCCUUAAAAGUUUUUGAAAUUAAAUUAAUUAAUUAAUUACUUAGCACCCUCUUGCUUGAAGAAUAGGCGAAUACGUUUAAUGAAAACUGCUGAUUACUGAAAGCACAACUGAUUGGGAUAGGGGUACAAAAAGAGAAAUUACGAGAUGAUAGGGGCAGUUCCUUAAACUGUAAUAACAAUUAUAGCUGUAUUGAAGGAGUAAUAUGCUUCAAAUCAUGUUACAGGUACCAGUCAGUGAUGAUGCAUGUCAACAGGAGAUGACCUACAGAGAAUUUCAAAUCCAUGUUGGGGAUUUUGUCCUUGUAGAACCAAGGUAAUUACUCAUAGUUUAAACAACUCUUCAGAAGAAUGGUCAAGUAAUGAGCAAUCUUGGCACCUUUGGCCUCAUAACACUUCAGUAGAAUUAUGACUGUAGUAGGUUAAAUCAAUUUUCAGACUAAACCAGUCGUGAGUAUACAUUGUUUUAUUUAGGAUUUCCUUGUUUCGUGGCCCUAAAAUUGACCGAAGAAAACUACGUUUUAACCUUGGAACAGAUUUUGUGACAGCAUAACCAUUUCCUGGCGUGACGACUAGAGGAGAAACUGGGGCCAAAGGAAGCUGGAAUCAUGUACACAUCACACAAUCCCAAACAUUAUGAAACCCUUCAGCCCUUUAACGUGUUGAAUGUGGCAUAACUUUAAAAGUUUUUUUGAGAUACUCUUUAUAAUUGACGCCAACACCUCUCCAAAACAGGAUGCAAAUUUCACAGUUUAAUGAGUAUUUCUUCAUAUUCCAGGGAAGAGAAACUCCAGCCGCAUGUUGUGUGUGUUGAGAAACUUUAUAAGGAUGGCAGUGGUGAACAGGUAAAGAAUUGUUCCAAGUCUCUUGGGAUAAACUAGCAAUAUAUUAUAACAGGCUUUUCCUUCUUAUAUAACACUACAAUAAAAAAUGUGCUUGGUGUGCUUGACUUCUACCAUCUCUCCAUCAUCAGUGGCUGUUCGGGACCUGGUUCUAUCGACCUGAGGAAACAUUCCACACUGCCACCAGGAAAUUCUUAGAAAAGGUAAGAGCACCUCUAUGCAGGCUGUUUAUUUUCUUAAGCCCUCAAUUGUACCAACAGUAUUUUGUACCAAUGAUUUUAUUGGUAAGUUCUUUUAAAUUCUUGUCACUGGGGUGAUAAUAGCCUCCUACGCAGACAUUCUUAGGGCUUCGUCCCAUGUUCCUGCCCUUGGAACUUCUAAAUGGGUGACUAGCUAGGGUGAUUACAGACAAACUAUAAUACUAUGACGCUAUUGUUAUUUGCCCUUUCAGGAAUUGUUUAAGAGUGACUACUGUGCAUCUUCUAAACUGAGUCAAGUGAUGGGGAAAUGCCAUGUCAUGUUUGUUAAAGACUACUUCAAACAAAAACCCGAGGUAUAAUUCUCUUGGUAUUAUAAUUUUGUGAGAGAAGGCCAAAAACAGCACUUAUCAAGGGAAAGGCUUAUCAAUGUAGCUUCUGUACAGUAUUGGAAUCUUUUGUCAACAAACGUAGAUCUCAAUAUCAAUGAUACGUGUAUGAGAAUAUACCGGGCAGUAAAUAUCUGGAAUUAUGUCUAUAAGUGAAGUAGCUGUUUCUUUUACAUCACAACAACACCAAUUAAAAGGAGCUCUCAUUUAUUUUUUUAUAGUUUAUUGUUAUGUGUAAUUUCUUUUGAAGAACUUCAAAGAUGAGGACGUGUUUGUGUGUGAAUCAAGGUACAAUGUGAAGACGAAGACUUUCAAGAAGACAAAGGUAAGUCUCUUCUGUACAGCUUCUGUAUUCUGUCUCUUGUCUCAUGGCCUUGGAAACUUUUUAUCAUCAGUAAGACCCUUUACUAAUUGAGUCACAGAGCUAUAAUGGUUAACAUGUUUCAUUACACAGAUAAAUCAUGAUUUAGCUUCAGUUUUUAAUUUUGUGUUCUUUUUUUAAGGUUUGGUCUGUUCCUCGAUCAAAUGUCACUCUUGUGACGAGAGAAGAACCUUUACAACCCAAGCGAGUGCCCUCUGUUUUUGCUGAUAACAAAGAAAACAGAGUGCAGCCAAUGGAAACUGAAGUGGAAGGUCAAAUUCAUGAGGAUGUGAAGAAGGUGAACAUGGUUUAAACGCUCCAGUCCUAAGGUUAAACAUUUAAGUAAACUGUGAGUUUGUAAAAAAUGAAAAACCAGGGUUUACCUCCAAAAUACACAUGCCGUCGUUCAAUUUUUUUUGCUGUAAUGCAAAUUAUAUUUUCAUACAUUGUUAUCUGAUAACAGAAAACAAAGGAGCAUAAAAUUUUAGCAAAGGUAAGAUUAAACAAAAAAAAAACAUGCAUUAAUUCAUCAAACCUUCCAGCUAUUUAUCUUUUCUUCUGCUCCCCUCUUCUUCGUCUGUUUCUUUCCUGUUUCCUCUUUUCUUCAAUCCUCGUUUCUUUUAGUCAUUUAUUUAUUUAUUUAUUGCCAACGAGGCAACCGAGCUAAGAAGCGAGGUUGACUCCGCGGCAGAAUUAUAACGCCGUGCAAUGUAGGCAGAAACUCUCAAAUUCUGCGUAACCCUCUAAAAUUUGCAUUUUUGACCAUAUUUGGGUGUAAGUAAGACCCCACAUUUGGGUAGUGACAUCAUGGUCUUGUAUUUAAACACGUGGUUCAAGAUUGGGUGAUUCAGUGUGAAGCUGUUCGUUGUCUGUUCAAGAGGGCCUAACUGGUGAGCAAGCUUUAAUACGAUUUCUAGUUUGAAAGGGCAAUUAGUGCUCUGGUUUGCUUUAUAAAUUGCGUUUAAAGCAGCAGCUGAUCAAGGAAUAGGGUUUUACGCUCAAAUUUUUGUCAGAACUAGCUUGUUCUUUGCAGCGCUAUUUACAUUGAGGUAGCGUGUUCGCUUCUCGACUCAGAACCAGGGUUUUCAGUGUUCUCUUUUCCUUUGUGAAUUGAAUUUUAAGCGGUAGUUGAUCAAGGCAUAGGGUUAUUUUCUCAAAACUUAUAUCAGAACCAGAGUGUUCUUCGCAGGUCGAUUUACAUUGAGCCAGUCCUCACCUUCCGUGAGGAAUGCAACGUAUUUGCGGACCUAAUAUUUUAGAAUUUAUUUAUGUCUUUCGAGAGAUUUUGUCAACCAGCACGUUUUUUUGCUACUCGAUUUGCUUUUAGACAGCCCAAAACUCCCGUGAGGAAUGCAACGAAUUUGCGGACCUUCUGUUUUGAACACUAUCAUUAUGCCUUUCAAGACACUCUUUGUCCUGUGACACUCGCUCAUUAGAUCUUUGUAUUUUAUUCAAGUUUAUAUUUUUAUACCUCUGAUACAUUCCGCCCCAUUCUUGCGCGCUUUUCACACAUUUUACUUUACACCAUAUUUUUUCUUAUGUAUAUUACCAUGCGAAAUACUUUUCUUAUCCCUGAUGACGCUGUUGCUCGGAAUUUAAUGAUUAUUUUUAAUUUCAGCAGUCAAAGGCCGCGUUUGAACUAUAUUUUUCUUUCUAACGUUUAUAGCUUUGAUACAAUGGAAUUUUCCAUGAAACAUAAUUGCUAACUUGCUCAUAUUUACCAACAAACAAAGCUUCAAGCCAUGUGUUUAUUGUUUAAUAAAUGUGAAAGCCUAGAAUGUGCCAAAGUUGUUGUUUUGAAGUUGGGUGCCAUCCUUUUCUAUAGCGGAAUCCAUGUUAGACCUCUAAAAUUCAGAAAAAAAAAAAUAUCUCGAAGACCUGAAUAGGCACAUUCCACAAAAGAUAAACGAAUUCGCCUCGUUGGCACUUGCCGGAAGGUAUCCCUAAUAUAUUUAAUUAACCUCCUUCUCUUGCCUCUGAUCUGGGUUCGCCACAAAUGUCUGCGACAAAGAUGACCAUUAAUGCAUUACUUUUAAUAGCAGAGAAAUUUACUUCUAUGCCUGAAUGCUUUAUGUUUAACUAGAAUGUUAUCCUGGAGUCACCUCAAAAUGCAGAGGAGGGAUGUACAUACUACGAACAGUUUUGUGUCAGGGAUACUCCUUUUAAACUUGGUGAGUAGUCAGUUUUUUGCAUUUUUUCUCUAACUUUAUUCAGUCUUUAAUGUCUCUUCCAGGUAUGUACAUGUGAAACUGAGUCAGCCUUAAGACAUUUAAAAAUAUUUUUUGUCGUCAUUACAGUCGUGAGUUCAUGUGAGUCAUUCACACCUUGUAAGGUAAUCCAAGACAGUCUCGGUUUCCAUGUGCUAAGUACUGGAUUCCAUCAGCGUGGAACUUGGAUUCCACAUGCCAAUCGUUUGUGGAAUUCUGGAUUCCUUGAGCUGAAUUCCGGAUUCCAAAGCAAAGGAUCCCAGAUUCUGGAAAAAUUUGUGGCUUCCGGAAUGUGGCUUACCUUAUAUGGGGUAAAGUAAUGCUCAAUUUGUGGGCAACAUUAACAGAUACUUAAUAUAUUAAUAAACAACAAGGCUGCAGUGAUAAUUUACAAACUCCUUUUUGUCCUUCUCAGGUGACUGCAUAUAUGUAAGGUCAGAUGAGGGUUAUUUGUGUAUGGCCAGAAUUGAUAAAUUAUGGACAGAUAGAAGGUAUGUAAUGACCUAUAUGUCUAGCAAAGUCUGUUGUGAACACAAAACCUCUGCUGGCAUAAUCGUGCUGGUUGGUGUAACAAGUGUAAUGAACACUCCUUAACUUUUCUCUGUUACUGAUUUUUGUACCUUUCCCCGAUCCAUCACGCAGUCUCUAUGAAACUUGAGGAUAAUAAGAGACAAGAAUAAAAUGUUUGUUUCAUUUUAGCGGUCAAACGUGGUUCCAUGGUCCGUGGUUUAUAAGUCCAGCCGACACUCAGCAUCUUCCUAGUAGAAUGUUUUAUGAAAAAGAAGUAUUUCUGAGUUCUCUGGAGGAAACUAUGCCUGUUGCAAGUAUUGCGGGCAAAUGCUGUGUUCUGCCAUUCAGGGAAUAUGUUAGAUGUAAGAUUCUUUCUUUCUUUCUUUCUUUCUUUGCUUUUUCUUUGCUUUAUGUAACUGGGGAAUUAAGGAUCAAUUACUGUUAGAAUGAUGUUUUAUUAGACCCGGUUCAGACGCCGUACUUUUCUUGUGCUGAGCCUAAUUCGAAUUAGGGCCGAGCGACCCAAAUCAUUUAGAUCGGCUGAAUGAUUCAGACGCCGAUCUUAAUUCCACUCAGUGAGUCCUUUGAAGAAGUACAACAAAAUGAUAAGUUUUUGCAUCACUGGAAACUUGGAAAAAUUAUCCGAGCCCACAGGAUGCGAACCCACAACCCUCCGUGAUCUAGUCGGAUGCUCUAACCACUGAGCUACUGGAUACUCGAUGGUGAGCAGUCACAUAGUCAAACCAGCCUGGACAAGCACGUAUGACUCAUAACUGCAUCACGUAGUCACAUUAAUGCAUAUCGUACAUGCAACCAUUUAACCACCAAGUGAGUCUUUUUGUACAAGUACAACAACAUGAUACGUUUUUGCAUCAAAUGGAAAUUAAAAAUCAAUUUCAGCCGAACAAAAUUCAAAAGGAGAAAAAUGCUCGUUUCGGCAGAGUGCUUGCAAAAGACGUUAUUAUAAUUUAUACAUUAGGUUCGGGACAUGAAAAGUUCAACGUCUGAAUCAAAGCUAUUCCAAAGUCACUCUAAAGGCGGAAUUCCUGGGCGAGCUAGGCGUGAAGAACGGCUGAGCCUUUACAUAUUGAAGUAGGCGUUCCUAAUUAAUUCAGACGUCAAACUUUUCAUUAAAAUUCAGCGCAUUAGGUUCUGCUCGUGAAAAGGUCGGCGUCUGAACCGGACCUUAGGAUGAACAAUCGGUGUCGUGGUGAUAACUGAAAGGCAGAGAUAAACCGUAUCCUCCCUGCAUUCGUUCAAUGUACAGAGGGUCUCUUUCACACGUCAUUUAUUUAUUCCGUCAUUCACUGACGGACGGACUGACUAACUAACUAACUGACCCAAACAAUGAGAUUGACGUAGUGGUUUUGUUGCGAACAGGCCGCCCUACAGAGAUACCUGAGAAAGACAUUUACCUCAAUGAAGCUCGCUAUGAUGAAGAGGAGGGACAGUUCCGAAAACUGAAAGGAUUAAAGGUGCUUUGAAGUUUGACGGAAAUAUAUUCAUGAAUACAUUACUAAUGAACAAAUGAAUAAAUAGGCUGUUCAGUCGAAAAUGUUUAGUUUUACCAGAAGAGUGGAUCGCGCUCAAAAAAAUGCAAACAAGGUAGUGAGGUUAAUUCAAAAUUGGUUAUCAUAGGGGGUUUCAAAAAUUGUCGUUUUGGAAAAGCAGUAAUCAUUUUUCAAAGCAAAUCAUACUGACACCUUUUGUCUGUAACCUCCCCUCCAACGCUUCUACGCCACAGUUCUUUGGGUCAAAGAAAAAAAUCUACACUUGCUGGAAAAUUUUAUCACGAAUACUGGUUUGACUUCUUUUCUGUUAUUUUAAUCUGCUACUUAUGUUUUUCUACUUAUUUCCUCGUUUAUAGCGUUACACCCUGACUGUCACUGUUCAAGAGGAUGAAUACUAUUUCUUUGAAAAACCAAUCACACCAGGAAAGGUUAGUACCUCAGUAAACGGUACAGAUCGAAUUAUUGGAUUAGUGAUUUAUUGCCCACUUAUGGAAUUUUUUUUAAAAUUUAAAUUAACUUGUUUGUUAAUGAUGGCUUUUAUAGGCGCCGUCUCCUCUGUUGAUUGAAGACAUGGAUCAGUUAGAAGAUGAACGUAGUCAUUCUCCUGCUCUGAGCUCUAGUGACGGUGCAACUGGUGAUAGCAGCAAAGUAAGUCUUCCAUAUUUAUGUUUAUUUCGUACCUCUAUCUUGAAGCCUUAAUAGUAACCAACAACUAGUUUGAUAUUACCACUUAAACCCCAUGUUAAAUGGUUGGGAUUUGGUGAGAUCAUACUUGUCAAUCGGUCACAACGUCUCCUUGUCAGAUGACCUUGUAGCUCUGGGAAGACCUCACGGGAUUAGUCGGGAAAACAUGAACAAACAAAGUUAACAAUGAAACCGAGCCCGAAAACAAAAGAUCUGCGACCCAUAGGGGUCCAAUUAAAUAAGAGGUUCUGAAGGGCUGCAAGGCUACUGGGGAUGAUCAUUAAUAGCUGAAAAAUAGCUGAAAUCUCAGAUUUUUAAACUUCUUAACGUGUACAAAAUCAUUGCAGUUAUAUACACAAUAUAAUUAGUUGCAAAAAGAAACCAUUAAUGUGGUACAUUUGGUACCGCUUCUGUAAAACUAGACGCGGUACAACUUGCAUUUUAUUUCGUUUCCAUUUUAGAAGGUGAAGAAGCCGCGAAGUCAGUCAGGUUACCUUGUGUUCUCUCACGAGAUGAGAGCCUCCAUUAGAAAGGAACAUCCAGAGUAUGCAUUUGGUGAAAUAAGUCGGAUUAUUGGAGUUGAGGUAAUCCGCACAACAGCCUAAACUGUCAAGCGUAAAACAUACCUCAAUACCCUUCAAUGUAGAUGCAAGCAUAUUUCUAUUCCAGUCUCCUUUGUAUCAAUGAAAAAGGAACUUAACUUUAUUUUAGCUAUUAAGUAUUGCUGCGUUGGGUGCCAAUGUGCUUAGAAUGCAUAAACAAUGACCCUGAAGACUAGAACAGAUUUCCUUUACGUGCCACGCAUUUUUCAAUGUCGAAGAAUUUGUAUACUACAGUAAAAACCCACAUAUAAGAACCUAGAUUUUUCUAACUUAGCCAAAAUAGGUUCUUAUAGAAAUGGUAUUUAGUGGGAUUUUAGGCUACUGCCACUCCAAAUCCAUGAUCAAACGCGAUUAAAAUUGUUUUAUCUACGCAAGGAGUAGCCCUCUGAAGGAAGGGCACUGUGCUCUCUGAUUGGGGCGGAGAGAGGACAUUUUUUUGUUUGUUAGGGCUUCCGUCCUUGUUCCUCGCGGCUUCGCCGCUUACCCCUCGCGCGUGCUUUCGAUCUCACUAUGGCUCUAAAGAAAAAUAAGAGACUGCUUACAGUCUUGAGUUACGUUAUUUUGCGAGUGUUGUCACGAGACAAGACUUAAAGGGCAUGUUAGUUUAAGAUCCGGCGUCGCAAUUUCUGGGCGAGGUCUUCUUUCUUUAGACAUGUUAGUUGAAGACCGGUUCGCUGGAAAUUACCCUCUAUAUGUAGUGUUUAAAAGAAGUUUGUGGUUGUGCUUAAGAGUUUGUUAUGUUGUUUUGCUGUCUAGUGGCGUAACAUGAGUGCACAGAAGAAAGCAGAGUAUGAAGCACGUGCUCAAAUGCAGCCUACUCCGACUGAAUCAGAGGUAAGCUAGGCUGACCUGGGGUCAAUUUAAUAAAACUUUUACGCUUUCACAUUUACAAGUGAAGCCAUUGUUUAAGAGUAUGAAAACAAUAGCUACACUUGUAAAUUACAUUUGCAAAAGUUUUUUUAAAUUGACCCCUGAAUACUGCUAGCAAUUGACUCAGUAUAAUCAUGCUCCAGGCGUUCAGAUAGUUGGCAGCGGCGCCAAGGAAAGAAAGCCUGGGAAGGAAGAGGGGGACUGGGGCGAGCGGCCAGGGAACCGCGCCCAACUAUCAGGACGCCUGGAACAGGCUAUGUUAUUUUAAAGUAAGUUCUUUGAAUGUGUUAUUUUGUAAAUCUCUGUAAAUUAUGUCAGGUAUUUAAAAAAAGAUACACUGACUUGGAGCUGAGAUCUAAGUCAUUUUCUUAAACGGCUUAAAUGGGAGUUUGGUUAACAAUGUGAAGUAUACACCAUUGCUAUUUUAUUUUACCGAUCAAGGGACAGCAUUCCCGAAAAGUCACGGUAUUUCAAGCCAUUAUCAGUUGACUAGAAGAUGAUUAUAGCUACAGCCAACAAACGUAACUAUUGAGUAACAUGCCGGCACCUUUUUUUAUUGAGCAGUCAACUGAGAGCGCCAGCAGCCAGGUGCUACCAAGUGGUCCUGUUCUUGCUUAUGAGUGCUUAUGGAGAGGCUGUGAUUAUCAGUAUGAAGAUCUCCAAGAACUCAAGAUACAUCUGUUAGACAGCACUUGCCAUCUCAGAAAAUCUGGUACAGUUUUUUCUAUCUUCAACCAUUUUCUUUUUUUCCGGUUGAUUUCCUUGCCUGACAUCACGGUUAAUCUGGCCGAAGGCCGAUGAAAAGUUUUUUCAGAAGGAAGAAAACAGUUAAAGAAAAUUCCCACGUAAUCUUUUAAACCGAAUUUCUUGCGUUGCUAUUUCGGUGACACGGCGUCGUGAUCAAGGGUUUUUCUAAUUGGCCAGCCACUUCAAGAGUUGUACGUUGAAUGCAUCUGAUAGCUAGCAAUACACCAAGACGUUAUUGCUUAUUCUAAAAGGGUAAAACUAGUAGCCUCCUAGUUUCCGACCGCAUUUCACGGUCAUUCGGUGCGUUUCGUCACAUGAUCUCGCUUUGGACAUGUGACAAGUGUGAAGGGGUGCCCUGACCUUUUUGUAUAUUAAUGUUUAUCGAAACUUUUUAGAGAAUAGGUGAUUGCUUUAGCGAAAAAGCUAACGUUCAGAUAUGUUUUGUUGUACAGAGGAUGGAUUUUUUCAUUGUUUAUGGACUACUUGCAUGAGGGAACGACGAGGAAUGAGGUAAUCUACAAACCGCUCUGUAGGUCGUUAAUGCGCAUGCCCCGUGUGCGUUAGUGUUUUGUUUUGCGUUACACUGGAAAGCCCUGAUUUGUGGAAGCUGUGUAUAUGUGAGCUAUUCUUACAUUAGAAUGUUGAAAUGCACUCAGUAUGCAUUUCAAAGUUCGUUAUUCGAAGACUGCGCUGCUCGCUGCAUGCUUUCACAUCUGUUAGCCUUUGUGUAGCUAGUUGUUGCUAAUUGGCGCACCAGUAUUAUUUAUAAUUAUUUAUUUAAUAUCAUUUACUUACAGAAUAGGCUAUAUACUGAGCGUGCUUUGAUUGGCUAAUAGUUACUCACAUUAAUACACGUUUCCUAAACAAAAUUGAAGUUUUCACUUCUGAAAGCUUCGGAGUACUGGAAACAGCUCACGUAACACGCAUCUUUGACUUUUUUUUCCGGUAAGUUUUUCAUCAUCAUAAAACCAGGACUCAUGGGAAAGGUGUUUUUUAUUAAUCGUUUCUCACGAAGUCGUGAAUUUAAUAUAAAAUACAUAGCGCCCAUAGCGAUAUACUCUUAGCUAUAGAGAUGGCAUGUGCUAUUUUUGUCCCGCAGGCCGUUUAACGCCAGCUCCAAGUUAUUCCGCCAUUGCAGAGAGGUGCACUUAGUUGGAAACCCAAAACCAAUCACCCAACAGCAAAGAAGCAAGUAAGUUUGUUAUCGGAAAUUCAAUGACAGUGUGGCUACGGUACUACUUAGUAACAUCACCACAGUCAAUAACAUAAUGAUAUUUUUCCUUAUCGAAACAUUCGCGACUUUGUGCUAUUCGAGUACAGUUUGUCUGUUGUGGUCAAUAGAUAGAACAGAGGCCCACUACUUCUAGUACUUUGUCCUUGACGUUGAAAGGGAUCAACGGAUUUUGCAGGCUUGUUCAACCUUGUGUUACCUCAGGGUUACUGUGCCGUUACCCUAAUUUUACCCCAGGGUCGUGAUGACCUGGUGAUCCAGUUGUUGACGCUUCAGGCGCGUUAUUUCCUUAGAAAAGAAGUUUGUUGUACUUCGUCUCUCUACUCCCAAGUGUAAAAGUAGGUACUUGCGGUACCUAAGAGUGAGGGAGAUCAGCAAUCAGAAUGGGUACGGUCUCACUCGACUUCGCCUUUGUAUUACUCCAGGCCAACUUCGUCCCCAGGGUUCUCGCCAACCUGUCCUGUAGGAGAAACCCUGGGAACAAAGUUGACCCCGUUCAUUUCCCGGAUUAAGAGAAUGUAAAUAACAUACCACCUUUCGGACAAAACUGUUAAGCUGACUGCACUUCUCAUUUGUGGUUGCUUCCGUAGGAACUAUUUUCCAAAACACCAGGCAGCAGCCAUAGUUGUAGCUACUUCUGAGCCACCAGUAACUCAACGCAGCACAAGCACUCCUAUGACUGCCAGUGUUCCUUCAGCUGGUCCUAAUGGCGUAACAGCGCACAUGUUGGGUAUGCUCUCUUCAGGAAAUCAGUUUUCUCAAACAGCCACUCACAUGCAAGGAAAUACGGCUGUAACCAAUCAAGGAGCUUACAUAGGAGGACGGCUAACACCUCAAGCGAUGCAGCAAGGUAAACACAAUAUGAACAGUGGUGCUGAACAAAUGAAUUUUUUCCAAAAGCGUGCGCUUCCAUUGGUUACUUUGUGGUCACAUGACAAAUAACAAGGAAGCUGUUUCCCGCCAAAAGUGAAUGAAGACCGUUGCAAAAUGUAUGACGUCAGAGAACAAUGCACUGUUACCCGCCAUAGCUGACCAGUAGUCUGUUCACAUUGGACUUAGUUAUGUUCAUAAAAAGUUAAUUGAUUUGUAAAUUUUAACCCAUUGUGUUGAUAUGUAGCACUGUACCAAAGUAACAGUGGAGUGAGUGGAAUAACACAGAAUACCCAACAGGCAGCAGCAAUGUUACAAAGACAGAUGAACAUGGCAGUGCAGCAACAACCAACACAACAAACCACAGGUACACCAGGCAUUUGAGAGAAACUCAGCCCAGCUCUUGAUAUGAUAUCAACGCUCCAACAAUGUGAAGGACUUAAAUAUCUUUUCAUUUGUAACAGUCACUUUGUAAUAUCUGAUCGAUUACUGCAGUGACUACUUAUUGGGGUGUUAAAGUUGUUGAAUAGCGCCUUAAAGUUUACAUGAUUACAGACAUCAUUUAAUACUCAAGUGAAUCUGCAAAGUUUUAAGCGUUUGGACGUCAUUUCUAUAGUGACAAUCAUAAGCGAUAUAGACCAUGGAAAAUUGUUGCCAAUGCAUCAUUGUGCAUAUGCCACCUAUCGAUAGUCCUAGCGCACAAUAUGUAGAGUGUCUGAUGACACAUGAACUCAGUAAAAUAGCAUUAUCUCCCACCAGUCUGUCUCCUGUAGCUCUCUGGUAGAGCAUGUCACGAACCAAAAAACGUACUUUGUCGGGAAUGUACAAAUUGGCUGAUAAAAAAACUUUGGCAUAAAAACAGUUGACAGGAAAUGUGUUAAAUGGAAAGCAAACUAGUGAGCCCAGAACAAUUGAACUUGUGGGAUGAAGUUGUUCGUGUAUAUCACCGUUCGUGAGUGUUGUUAUCGACCACGGCAUAUUGGUUUACUUUAUAUACUCACUACAAUUUUGCUGUUCGACCGCGUAUUGAUCAUGCCUUGCUUGAUGAUCAACUUUUUGACUAAACUGGUUCUUUUGGUUCAUUGUUGUAGAUAAUCUUCUAAUUGAGAUCAUCUAUGUUACAACCCGCCUUCUCUUCUUGUUGCUGUAUAGGUCAGGUUGGGGGCUUGCAGGUCCAGCAGCAGCAGUACAGCCCUGCACAACAGCAGCAGCAGUUUAACUUUCAACAGCAAAUUAACCAGAUUAACACUAUACAACAUCAGCAGCAGCAGCAACAGCAGCAGCAACAUUACGCCCAGCAGAUCCAGCAACAACAGCAGCAACAAGUGAUGGCAGCACAAGCUGCUGUCGUGACGCAACCUCUGCCACCACCCCCUAAGGAAACGGUAAGAUGACCGGCUCAAAAUGAUAUCACACCGCUGAAGAAGUAUAGGCCAAGGACAGUUAACGCUUUGGCGCUUUCAAUCAAUGAUACUCGUGCAAUGCAUGCAAAUUUUUUGUCUUUACAAGUCACUGUGUUUCGUUCAGGAACAACGCCAUAAAUUUCUUAGGGAAUGAUAGCCCUAAGUUGAAUUGACCCAGUACACGUUGCAAAUAGAAAGGAACCCAUUUUGUUCUCCUGGAAUCAACUUCUGUCACCUUUUCUCCCUUUUCUCUACGCUUUGUGAUCGCAAGGAGAAAGUCCUGUUUUACCCAGUUUUUAAACAGUUUUGUUCCUUUAUGUAGCGAUAAAACUGUUAUUUUGUGUAGUUUCGUAGAACCUGAUUUUAAAAGCCUUACACUGUGACAACCACAAUGGUUGCAGACUAGAAAAAAUAGCCGUAAAUCGUCACAUUAAAUAUUUACUCUUAGCAAGAACGCACCUAGCAGAAGGACCGCCAAAUUUAAAAUUACACUGUUUCAUUAAUGUUCGCGUGCAAUCUGUUAAACUUGUUCUCAUUUCCUUUACAGCCUGCUCCCAUAUUUCUUGCUCCACCGCCCAAGCCACAAAGACUUCACCACUCAGACGCCUAUCUCAGGUACAUCGAGGGUCUUCGUGAUGGAAGCCCACACAUGAGCAACUGGAACCAGGCGCGCAAACCAGACGUCUCCACUAUGACCCCUCAACAAGUGGCCCAGUUACCGGUCCACUGGCUGGGAUGCGGUUAUGGAGACUACAACAAUGCUGUUGAUGCUCUGUGGGCCUUGAGAGAUCACAUGAUGAGGGAUGCACUGACACUAUCCAGGGUAGCAGAAACUUAGUUUAAGACGAAGAAAAGGAAACAGUUCUUUGUUUUGGCAGAUUUAUCUGCAGUGUUGCGUGGUUCGUUUAUUUAUUCUUUGUCGGACUGACAUUCUGAAGAGAAACGCAGUGUGCAGUUUUCGAAAAAACCUCUAUUAUUCAACUUGUUGUUUUUAGAGACAGUUCUCUUCGCACUGUGUUACAAUGACGGUUGCAAUACGCUUUCUUGGAGUUUAGGUCGUGUUGCGAAUUGUGGGAAAUGCGUGUUGUAACACCGUUCAUCAUAGUUACUUUUUAACCUCCGUUUAAUUUUGUCACCUUAAGUUCUUUUUUAAAGUUAGUUAUAGCUCAUUCCAUUUUGGUCUCGAGUGUAUCCGUUUCAUGUUUGUUCGUUGAAAUGCCAUAGACAAACCNUGAGAGAUCACAUGAUGAGGGAUGCACUGACACUAUCCAGGGUAGCAGAAACUUAGUUUAAGACGAAGAAAAGGAAACAGUUCUUUGUUUUGGCAGAUUUAUCUGCAGUGUUGCGUGGUUCGUUUAUUUAUUCUUUGUCGGACUGACAUUCUGAAGAGAAACGCAGUGUGCAGUUUUCGAAAAAACCUCUAUUAUUCAACUUGUUGUUUUUAGAGACAGUUCUCUUCGCACUGUGUUACAAUGACGGUUGCAAUACGCUUUCUUGGAGUUUAGGUCGUGUUGCGAAUUGUGGGAAAUGCGUGUUGUAACACCGUUCAUCAUAGUUACUUUUUAACCUCCGUUUAAUUUUGUCACCUUAAGUUCUUUUUUAAAGUUAGUUAUAGCUCAUUCCAUUUUGGUCUCGAGUGUAUCCGUUUCAUGUUUGUUCGUUGAAAUGCCAUAGACAAACCUUGAUCUUUGAGCUUAUAUUUUAGCAGUCUGUGCAGGUUACUAAGCUGUCCAGUUACUGCUAAAUAAUCGAGGCGAUCUAUUUCCUUCAACGACUUUAAACAGAGGCCAUCUUUUAGCGUUAUUGUUAUUUGAUUGACAUUCAUGUUCUUUUCCUCGGAGUAAAGUUUGAGGUAUAAAAGCAAGUAGCAGGUGGGCUAGUAUGUUUGGUUGUUUAAAAAGUUAAACUGAUGAGUGGUCACGUGAAGAUGGGUUUUGGAAUCGAAGGUACUCGCUGCCGCGCCGCAGGUAGUCUAUACGCUGUAUGAAGCGCCUGUUGUUGUCCUGGCAAACUCCAAUAUUUCUUGAUACCUUUGUGUUUAAUACUAG
This is a messenger RNA of Porites evermanni, 35457 nucleotides long. NCBI's taxonomy places the organism in Eukaryota, Metazoa, Cnidaria, Anthozoa, Scleractinia, Poritidae. The record is from the annotation of a GenBank genome assembly.